UUGAAAGUAUAAUAUGCGGGUGGGGUUAGAGAGAUAGAGAGAAAGAAAAAGUGGUUGGAAAUUAGGAGAGAGAAAAUAUUGAGAAUUAAUGUUAAAAUAUAUAAAAAAAAUGAUAAAUCAUCAAAAAGAGAAUAGCAUUGCAGAAAAGUACAAUCUAUAAAUAAAAACAGACACUUAAUUUUAAUCACCCCAAAAAAAAAUACAGACAUAUAAUAAAGGAGCCGAGGAAAUACAUAUUUUAUUUUCAACCAUCUCCUCGGCUCCUCGCCACAUGAGUAUGAGUAGCUAGCUCACAAAGUUACAAGUCAUCAUACUCAUGAUUCCACUUCUUCCCUCAAAAACGCAUUGUCAAAAGAUAGUUGACCAACUCAACUCGAUUCGACUUGACUCUACGUUACAUCCCCGUAACUCCAUCUCAAUUCUCAACUAGCAGUCUAGCAAAUGUCCUAAACUCACACGGUCCCUCUCCUCCUCCACCCUCGCUUAUAUAAAAAGACCCACCUUUCUUAAACUCCACUUCAUUUCCUAAUUUUCCUUUUUCAAAUAAUUCCUUAUUGUCGUUUCCACCACCUUUCUCCCUCCCUUUUUCUUUUCCUUUUUUUUUGUUUUUCUUCUGUCCCAUUUUUCUCUGUUCAACCAUCUUCUCUCUUUCAUCCAAUCCACCCAUCCCUCCACUCACACUCUAGAGAGAGAAAACCUCCCUCAUUCUAGAGAGAGAAACAGUGCUUCCACCACUUUCUCUCUCCUCAAUCUCCAUCUUCAGAAUACAGCACGCGUUUUCGAUGAUUUUUUCAAUGGUGAAGGAUUUUUCUGGUGGUGGUAGUAGUUAUUGAUUUUAUUUUCCAUUUUUUUUAUUUGAUUAAAUAAUAAAAAUAAUAAUAAAAUAAUGAGAGGAUAUGCAAGGCACGAACUCCGGCGGUGGGCCUCCGAUAACAUCCGAACGCCGUCGGUGGCGAUGAGUACCGGAUCUUCGCCGAGAAGUGACGUCACUACGUCGGGACAUUCCACUCCACGUUCAAACGCCGAUGAAUUCGUCGAGGUUACUCUCGAUAUCGAAGAUGACGAGACUAUCGUUCUCCGGAGUGUUGAGCCGGCGGCGACACCUCCGGCACCGGCGUCGGUUAAUGUUGCGUCAACAUCAUCAGCUGUUCCGAAUUCCGCGUCGUCUUCCAUCGGAGGAAUUGAGAUUCCGGCGUCGAGGUCUCGAACUCCGACGAUUCGGCGAACAACGUCGUCGAGCAGCCGAAUACGGCAGUUUUCGCAGGAGUUGAAGGCGGAGAUAAGCAAAGCGAAGCAGUCGUUUUCAGCGCAGUUGACGAAGCGAUUCUCUGGAAAGUUCUUGAACUACUCGGCUUCGAUGAAAGGGUCGUCUGAGUCGGCAGUUGACCCGGCGAUUGCGGCGAGGAAUCGAAGGAAAGUGCAGGCUCAACUCAAUCGAACUCGGUCUGGUGCGCAUAGAGCUCUCAAGGGGCUUAGAUUUAUUAGUAACAAAGGAAGUGUAAGUUGGUGUAAAGUUGAAGACAAUUUCACCAGAUUAGCCAAAGAUGAUUUUCUUUAUCGCACUGACUUCGCUGAAUGCAUUGGGAUGAAAAAUUCGGAGGAAUUCGCGUUGGAGAUGUUCGACGCUUUGAGCAGGAGGAGGAGGUUGAAGGUGGAGAAGAUUAGCAAGGAAGAAUUGUAUGAGUAUUGGUCUCAGAUUACAGAUCAGAGCUUUGAUUCUCGUCUUCAGAUCUUCUUUGACAUGGUGGAUAAAAAUGAAGAUGGCCAACUGACAGAAGAAGAAGUAAAAGAGAUCAUAACAUUGAGUGCAUCAGCAAAUAAGUUGUCAAGAUUACAAGACCAAGCUGAGGAAUAUGCAGCUUUAAUCAUGGAAGAACUGGAUCCAGAAGGUCUUGGAUAUAUUGAGUUAUGGCAGCUGGAGACACUUUUGUUGCAAAAAGACACAUACUUGAGCUACAGUCAGGCACUCAGCUAUACAAGCCAAGCCUUGAGCCAAAAUUUACAAGGACUUGGAUAUAAGACUCCAAUGCAAAAGAUGAAAACAAAUAUGUUCUAUUUCUUACAAGAUAAUUGGAAGAGGAUUUGGGUUUUAAGUCUCUGGAUUUUGAUAAUGAUCAGCUUGUUUGUUUGGAAGUUCCUUCAGUACAGAAACAAAGCCGCGUUUCAAGUUAUGGGUUAUUGCCUUACCACCGCGAAAGGUGCAGCUGAAACCUUAAAGCUUAACAUGGCUUUGAUACUGUUUCCAGUGUGUAGAAACACCAUAACUUGGCUUAGGUCUACUAGGCUGGCUUACACUGUGCCUUUUGACGACAAUAUCAACUUCCAUAAGACAAUUGCUGCGGCUAUUGUGCUCGGUGUCAUCCUUCACGUUGGAAAUCAUCUUGCAUGUGAUUUUGUGAGACUGGAGAGGUCAUCACCACAAGAAUAUGUUCUCUACUUGAGUGACUUUGGUAAAACAAAACCCACAUACGGAGAUUUAGUAAAAGGUGUUGAAGGUAUAACAGGGCUCAUAAUGGUCGUCUUGAUGGCAAUAGCUUUUACUCUGGCUACUCGAUACUUUAGACGUGGUGAUAUUAAGCUGCCCAAGCCCUUUGAUAGGCUCACAGGAUAUAAUGCCUUCUGGUAUUCUCACCACUGUCUGGUCAUCGUUUACAUUUGUUUGCUUAUCCAUGGGAUAGAACUUUACCUUGUCCAUAAAUGGUACAAAAAGACGACUUGGAUGUAUCUUGCUGUUCCAGUUUUGAUGUAUGCCGGUGAAAGGACUUUGAGAUACUUUCGAUCUGGAUUAUACUCGGUCGACCUUUUGAAGUUGGCAAUUUAUACUGGAAAUGUUCUCACACUGCAAAUGACAAAGCCUCAGCAGUUUCGAUACAAGAGUGGGCAGUACAUGUUUGUGCAGUGCCCUGCUGUCUCUCCCUUUGAAUGGCACCCAUUUUCAAUUACUUCUGCUCCUGGAGACGAUUAUCUCAGUAUCCAUGUUCGGAAGCUUGGUGACUGGACAGAGGAACUACAGGCUAUUUUUAAACCGGCUUGUGACAAUCUUCCAGCUGGGAUAAGUGGGCUUCUUAGAGUUGAUGAAACUACUAAGAAAAGUUUGCCCAAGCUGCUGAUAGACGGGCCAUACGGUGCUCCAGCACAAGAUUACAGUAAAUAUGAUGUUCUCCUCCUUGUUGGUCUUGGUAUUGGAGCAACACCAUUCAUUAGUAUCCUGAAAGAUCUGCUUAACAACAUGGUCAAAAAGGAGGAGGAGGAAGUGAGUACUUAUUCACCUCUGAGUAAAAAGGCCCAGUACCAGAUCUCACUGAUAAGGGCUUCCCAAAGCAAAAAAAAGCCCUUCAGGACCACAAAUGCGUACUUUUAUUGGGUAACUAGGGAGCAAGGCUCAUUUGAUUGGUUCAAAGGAGUCAUGAAUGAAGUUGCGGAGCUUGAUCAGAGAGGUGUUAUUGAGAUGCACAACUAUUUGACCAGUGUAUACGAGGAAGGAGAUGCACGCUCUGCGCUAAUCACCAUGGUCGCAGCACUCAACCAUGCCAAAAAUGGGGUGGAUAUUGUUUCUGGCACCAAGGUCCGUACCCAUUUUGCAAGACCAAAUUGGAAAAAGGUUCUAUCUAAGAUCGGUUCCAAGCAUGCAAACGCUAGAAUAGGUGUUUUCUACUGCGGUGCACCAGUAUUGGGCAAGGAACUGAAGGUACUCUGCAAUGAUUAUAAUCAAAGAGGUACAACAAAAUAUGAAUUUCACAUGGAACACUUCUAAGAAGUCUCCAAAGGAAUUAUAUUUCGCUUCUUCAGCAACCAGAAAAGGGCAAUUUUAUACGCCUCAGUCCUCUCUUGAUUCAGAACAUACAUAUACUUUUUAUUUAUUCUUUCUAAGAUAUACAUAGUAGAUACGAAGGAAGAACAAGAAAGCGCAAGGAGGCAAAAAUAACCUGCAAACAUAGAGAAUAAUGUACAGAGUCUUGGAUAUAGGAAUGAAAAUAUAGGGGAAGGUGUAUUAUUUUUCCUUGGUCUUUCUAGUUUUCUUUUUCGAAGAUUUUUAUCUGUAGUAUGUCAAGCACAACCAGCAAACAUAGGGCAACAUUGCAUCGACGGGUUGACAUGCCUCAGGAUAGAUUAGUAGAUUGAUGGGCAUGUAAAUAAUUUAUAUGGGCAACUGGGCAAGUUACUGGAAUUUUGAAGCUGUUGUGAGAGAAUUACAAGACAGCUACAAAUUUUGCCCAAGUUCGGUGAUUGGUAAUAUUGCUACGCCACAACUUGUAGAAAAGAGUUCGAUUAUACAGUUUUGAAGACAGGCCAGUUGAAUGGAUUUUAUGCUACUUUUGUUCUACUAUUUUGUUGCAUCUUCUUUCUUCCAUGAAUAAUUAUGACUUAUAAGCGCCCAGAUUGCCUCCGAUAACUAAUAUAGAGUUAACUGUGUGAAUGGUACAAGCAAAUGUAUUCAAUUAUUACUCCUGAUUUUUAAGAGUUACUAUGAGCUGAAUUAUGAUUUAUGAUGGCCCAAAAUAUUGUACUGGUAUAAAGAUUGGAAUUUUCACAAUCGGCCCCUAGAGUUGUAUAUCAUAUAUUCAGCGAAGAGAAAGUUUUUUGCUGGUUA
Messenger RNA from Chenopodium quinoa (quinoa), 4591 nucleotides. RefSeq names its product respiratory burst oxidase homolog protein A-like. The record is from RefSeq and is a predicted model, not a curated record. Gene Ontology annotation, molecular function: NAD(P)H oxidase H2O2-forming activity; calcium ion binding; peroxidase activity. Gene Ontology annotation, cellular component: plasma membrane. NCBI's taxonomy places the organism in Eukaryota, Viridiplantae, Streptophyta, Magnoliopsida, Caryophyllales, Amaranthaceae. The coding region runs from base 887 to 3754 and encodes 955 amino acids. The transcript is spliced from 14 exons.